Molecule: messenger RNA, 4203 nt
Organism: Sceloporus undulatus (fence lizard)
Lineage: Eukaryota; Metazoa; Chordata; Lepidosauria; Squamata; Phrynosomatidae
Gene: IL22RA1
Product: interleukin 22 receptor subunit alpha 1
Exons: 7
Coding region: 1044-2876 (610 amino acids)
Molecular function (GO): protein binding
Source: RefSeq, a predicted model, not a curated record
UUUUUUCAACUUUCUGUUCAGGUUAACCCCAAACGUCAUCUGAAUGCGGAUUGUUUUCAGUUUAAAUUUAGUUUGUCCCGUAUGAUAAACUCCUAGUUUAAUGGAAGGGCAGACACACCUCUAAACUGAACUGUUGACACAGAAGAGUGGCUCUGUUUUGUUCUGACAACAAGUCCUAAACCAGUUCCACAAAGAGGUCAAGGGGAAUAAACUGCUCUGCAAUGAGACAGACCUGUUGGGUAACUUAAGGGAUGAAUAGCAGCCAUAGCCAAGGAGCACCACCUGAUAACCUAGAUUUUUAAUAACACCAGUCUCACAUUUUCCUUUAUCUCUAGAUCAUAAUAGAGAGGUAGCUCAUUUCACCUUGCACCAGGGAUAUGUGUCUUAUUUUGCAUUUGUGGGCUUCUUGGGGAAAUUAAUAAAUGGCUCUUAGAGAAAAAUAUGACAUGAGUAUGAAAAGAGUUUUAGAACCCUGAUCCUUUCUGGUCCUUUUGGACAAAAUAUGAGAUGCAGAUGAAAAGAGUUUCAAAGGCACACCCUGGUCCUUCCUCCUGCGGUGAUCUUCAAGGUUUUCAGAAUGAUUCCCUUUUCGCCACCUGAAAGAGGAGCCCCAGAAUUGCAGAAGUCCGUCUGGCCGCAAGCUGCAAUGUGGAGCUCUCCUUCUGCCGGUUGAGGUAACCGAAGGGGAGGAAGAGAAAAAGCCACCAGACCAGAAAAACUUGCUUCUUGUGAAGAGGAAUGCCAGCAGGAAAUACCUUAUCAGGAAAUACACUUGGCUUUGGUUCAGGGUUCGCGGAGGAUCCUGAGUCUUCUGAGUCGUGCGCCACCAUUUGCCUGUGGCGCAUACACUGGGAAGAGGCUGUGGACCAACAUUGGCUGCCACAAGUGUUCCCUUUGCUCCAUGCACUGCUGUGGGAUCCACAUGAACUCUUUGGCCAGAGCAGCCAUCACCGAUACUUGAAUCUGGAUCCUUCCCAAAAGUGAUCCAGCCAAGACUAAGGAAAAGAAGCCUUGCUUCAUAGAUUAAUCCUGCUGUGCCAUUAAUGAAGGAACUUCUUCUCUUUUGGAUGUUAUGUUCCCUAGUGGGGAAUUCACAGACGGAAAGAUCGCCCUUCAUUCUAAACGCAGCAUUCUUGUCCACCAACUUUGAAAAUAUCUUCACUUGGGAAAGUAGGGAGGAAACCUCCUCAGGGACACUCUAUUAUGUACAGUAUAAAAAGUAUGGGGACAAGUGGAAGGAGAAAAGCGAAUGCCAGAACAUCACCCGGCGCUUCUGCAACCUCACACGGGAGACGGGAAACUUCUCUCAGCAGUUCUAUGCCAGAGUGAGAGCCUUCAUCCCCAACUGUUGCACCUCCGAGUGGGCCAUGUCCUCCAGGUUCACUCCCCAAAAACACACUAUUAUUGGGAGUCCGAUGGUGAAAUCUGUCCCCAGCGUCCAGUCCAUAAAGUUCUUCAUCCAGCCACCCUAUACCCCUCUGAGAGAUGAGGAUAACCAGACCCUAACUGUGGCAGACAUUUUCAGCCAGCUUGGCAAUGUGGUGCAGUACGAAAUAAUGAUGUUCUCCCAAAAGACGAAGCAGAAGUGGGUAAAGAUUGUGAGCAGUGAAGAAUUUGAAAUCACGGACUUGGAUGCAGGCACAGAGUACAAUGGAACGAUCCACAUCAAAACUGCACACAAAACCAGCAAGCCCUAUGUGUUUCGAUUGAGGACGUUACCAGACCGCACCUGGAUGCCAUAUUUGUUUGUGGUGAUUCUAUUUGUGAUAAUGGUGAUCUUUGGAGCAAUAUACUACUUGAUCAACAAGAAUAUUAAACGGUACACUUCAGAACAGCCCACAGCUUUGGAUUUCAAGGGCGUUUCUCAUUUCCAGCCUCUUGUGCCAAAGGUGGAACAUUUUCUGAUCCCUUACAACCUGUCCAAGUUGGCACAAGAUGUUCCAGAGAUGCAGAUCACACCACAGGUUAGCCACCAUCUUCUGGGAACCCUCGAAGAGCACCAUAAAUUAUUUGGUUUGACAGAAACAGCUUACCAGGAACAAGCCAAACUGCCAUCGUCCAGGAGCAUAACUCAGCCUGCGGUUCCAGCAGACCAUCUCCCAGGAGGCUAUGCUCCACAAAUAGUUAAGCCGAAUCCACCAGACACGACAGAUGCCAAUCCUUCGACUUUAACGUAUGGAUUGUGCAUCCAAGGCACCAGUUGCAUCAACAAGAUGAACUCUCCACCAAAGCAAGCAAUGGAGCCUGAUUCCUGUGUUGAAAACACUGCAAACAGUGGGCCUUAUAAAGCACAGAAACCAGAAGAGGUCAAAAGCGGGUGGUGGAUGAACAAGGCUGAACAGGAGACAGAAAAUGCAGAACAACUGCAUCAGGAGAAUGACCAAGAUACAAUGACAUCCCAAAAUAGGGCGACCCAACCCAACCAAGAUACAAAUGACACCCUUCUGGAAGAAAGUGUGGGUGAAGGGACAGGAAGCUACAGGAAGCAACCAGUGGAACUGUUACCAUCAUCCCUAGAAAUCAGCCAAGACACCAUCUUAGAGGCUGACCCGCUCUUACCCUUCCGGACACAACCCUUAUUGUUACAGGGCACGCACCCGAAUGUGUGUCAAGAUCACAGGACCGGACAGUGGGUGGGUUGGGAUUCCUUAGCUUGGACCGCUAGCCAGUGGCAACCUUUUGGAUGCCAAAUGACGGACUGUGCAAACCCAGCCAGCCAAGGGUUAGAAACUAAGCCGGACUCUCUUGGGAGGGCCAUCCCAAAUGCCAUGGACUCUGCUCAAAACAGCAGACCCUUCACAGACCUGUUCAGAGACUUGGGACUGAAAAUACAGUGGGAUCAUGAAGCAGAUGAAAAUGCAGCCCUUUAUUCAUAAAUACAGUCCUGGGUUAGGUAUGGUAAUGUAUGCCUCCAAACAGAGCGGAAGGGAAUGUGUCCUCAGCAUCCCUGGUUCCUCUGUGUGAUCCCACUUCUUCCCAUUCCACUUAAACAUUAGGAAGAAUGUCUUUUGACAGUAUAGAGCUGUUCGACAGUGGAAGACGCUGCCUCUGAAAGUGGCAAAGGCUCCUUCUUUGGAGAUUUUCAAACAGUGUCUGGAUGAUCAUCUAUUGCAAGGAAUGCUUUGAUUGUGUCUUUCUGCACAGCAGAAUGGGGUUGAACUGGAUGGUCUCUUCCAACUCUAUGAUUCAUUAAAGUGUAAGAAAUGAAUUCAUGUGGCUGAUUCAAAGUUUUUGGCAGCAGGAUGGUUACCUGUAGCUGGCUCCCAUGCUAGUGGCAUUUAAUCUGAAGUGUCAUGGAGCUAUCCAACGUUCUGGCUCUGUUUUGGAGGAAAGGUUCAGCAUCGUGGAUAGCUCCUUUUAGCUCCAGCUUUAAAGGCACCAUCCAGCCAUCUUGGAAGUGAGACAUCCCUCCACUCUCAUCCCUGUUACUGUGGGUCCCCACAUUUCAGAUAGCUUGAGGAGAACAUCUAGAGAACCUUUUUGCAUGGCUUCCAUCAGGGGUUUGUCAAAAAGGCAUAUCUGGUCAAAGCUUGGAAGUUAUUUGGGGGGGUCUUCAACCAGAGAUGGAAAUUAUAACAUCCUCCAGAUCUCCCAGCAUCUCUGAUCAACUAUGGUUGAUGGGAAUGGAAGUCCAACAAUACUUGGGGGACUCCAUCAUUCCCACCUGGGCCUCCAUUCAAUUCUUAUCCCCAUCUAGAAUAGACCCAUUCCAUCCAAUGGGAAUUUGGUGUGUCAACACAUAUGUAGGUUCUAUUGAUUCAAUUUAUUGGAAUUAACCAUAGGAUUUAGGCCUUAGAGUACAACUCUUGCCUUGUUUCAGCCAACAUGAGUGUUGACCACAGGGGAAAUUUCCCCUGAAUAGAUUUUGUCCUCUAUUGACCUUCUAUCCCUGAACAAAGCAUUUUUUAUUCAGACGGACCUUCAUGCUUAUCUCCGUGUGUCUACUGUGUUUUCAUAUCUUCAACUAACUGCGGUCUCUAGCGGUUUUAUUGAAGGGUUUUAUCUGCCUCUCUUUUCAUAUUAUGUUGAUUGUUUAUUUUGAUUUUAUUUUAUUACUUUUCACUACCUUGAGCACCGUAUGGUGGAAUUAUAGGUUACGUAUUAUGGGCUGAAUACAUAUUUAACCAGUGAAAAACAAAUAAAGCUUGUUCCCCAGUUUUCCUUAGAUCUCAGUUAAGUAAGGCAGAUGGCUAUUGACUUAUC